AGCAGUAACAGUCCAGGCUGUAGUGAAGGGCUCUGCCAGUCUGCCGUGUGACAUGACAGCACCCGUAGCUAACGAUAGCGUGUUACUCGUUGUCUGGUACAAAAGUGACGUAAGGGCUAUAUACAGCUAUGAUCUACGCAAGAAAGACAUGAAAGACAAUCACUGGAUUGAGAAGAACACGUUGGGCGGGAGAGCUUACUUCAGAACCAUGUCCGAGCCAGCUUCCUUGGUUAUAGAAAACGUGGACUUGAGUGACGAGGCAGAGUAUCGGUGUCGGGUUGACUUCCGCAAGUCCCCUACCAGGAAUUUCAAGGUCAAGCUAGUCGUCACAGUUCCACCCAACAAGCCGUACAUUAUUGACGACCGAGGGAAGGAGAUCCAGGAACUGGCGGGACCGUAUGAGGAGGGCUCAGAAAUGAACUUACGUUGUAUCGUCAGUGGAGGUCAGCCUCCUCCUAUAGUGCGGUGGUACCGGGGCAGUACUCUGCUGGACUCUCGCGAUACCAACAACUCGGGACCCCUGGCCAAGGAGAGUAGACUCGCGGUACGUAGACUGGACCGCAGUGACCUGCACGCCACCUACCUGUGUUCCGCCAGCAACAACAACGUCAGCACCCCGGUCACCGCUUCUGUCCGAGUCGAGAUGCACUUCAAACCAAUGAGCGCCAACAUUCUCACGAGCUACGUACCGCUGUCUGCUGAGCGGAAAGUGGAGAUAGUCUGCCAAGCAAUCGGAUCACGGCCCCCAGCAAAAAUUAGUUGGUGGAAAGACAAUAAACACCUGGAAGACUACACGGAGACGAUCUCACCUGACGGCAACGUCACGAUCUCCACACUCCUGUUCAAGCCCACACUGUUGGACCACGAGAAGACCCUCACCUGUCGAGCAGACAAUGUGAGGGUCAAGGCGGGCGCUGAAGAGGACUCGUGGAAACUCAACGUCUACUUUAUUCCUGUCCUUCAACUGGAGCUAGGCUCCAAAAUGAAUCCUAACGACAUAGAGGAAGGAGACGAUGUUUACUUCGAGUGCAAGAUACACUCCAACCCACCAGCCUACAAAGUCAUAUGGAAACACAACAACCAAGUUGUCCUCCACAACCAGAAGCUAGGUGUAAUCGUGAGCAACCAAGCCUUGGCCCUGCAGUCUGUUAAGAAGAACCAAGCCGGGAACUACACGUGUAUCGCCUCCAAUGUGGAGGGUGACGGCGAGAGCAACACCGUACAGCUGAAGGUUAUGUACUCUCCGGUAUGUCGACCUGACCAGAAGAGAGUCUAUGGAGUGGCGAAGGAGGAGCGAGCUAACGUGAUGUGUGAGGUGGACGCGUACCCGCCACCGGAUGACUUCAAGUGGAGUUUCAACAACAGUGCCUCCACUCAAGAAGUGGCGCCGGAGAGAUACCAUUCCUCCCUGCAGCACUCCUUGUCUACUCUGACGUACGUACCUCAGAACGAGCUGGACUUCGGUACUGUCAUGUGCUGGGCCCAGAACGCUGCUGGCAGACAGAAGGACCCUUGUGUCUUCCACAUCAUCGCCGCAGGUCACCCUGACCCUCCACUGAACUGUACGGUGACCAACCAGACCUCGGAGUCACUGGAGGUCGACUGCCUGGAGGGCUUCGAUGGAGGUCAACCUCAGCUAUUUCACUUGGAGGUGUUCGAUCUGGCGAGUGAGCAGCUGAGGGCGAACAAGACCUCGAACAGGCCGACAUUCCUUGUGGACGGGUUGGGUCCUGGCAGAAUUCUGCGAAUGAUAGUUUACGCUAGUAAUGCCAAGGGCAAGAGUGACAUCUACCCAAUGGAGGGCUUCACGCUCAAAGUUGCUGAGAAGCAGACUGGACCACAAGCAGGGUUCGAACUGACACCUGUGGUGGGGUUGCUGAUCUUGGCCAUCACUCUCCUGUUGAUCUCCUCCAUCAUCAUAGCGGGGGCUCUGCGGCUGCGGUCCGGCAACUCGGGGGGUGCCCAGCGGCCGCAGGUCCUGGCCAUCAAGGACAAGGCGUCCUUGCCUCUCCGCUCUGACGUCCAGGACUUGUACGACAUGGAUGACAAGAACCCCGACCUCAUUCCCUGCAACAAAGGUUCCGACUACCAACUGGUUUCUAACGCAGGAACGCCGGCUGCAGGGGAUGUUGUGACUCCACCCCUCGCCCUUCCAUCGUAUGAGGACAACCACCCCCGCAACAACGUCAUCUCCAGGAACGAUGACCUUUACGACAACUACAAGAACAACUACCUUUCCCAACGGCCUGACAACGACGUGACGUACGCCGAGCUGUGCCUGUCCCGGCCGACCAGCCUGGUGGACGCAGCGUACCGAGGAUCGGGCACUCUACGUCGCGGGGAGGAACCCACGAUAUACGCCGAGAUCGACCACAACCGGCGGCCCCCCCACUCUCUAGUGUCGCCGGCCACAGGCUCCCAUCGGGAGAUCGUGACUGUGCGGACACCCCUGAUGGGCAGUCAGCAGGAGAGCUGUGUAUAGCUCGCUCCUGCCGGCUAAACUGUGUUCUUAGUCUUGGUGGUGUCGUUUGAAGUCAGUGCAAACAUACAUUUACAAUCAAAGCCACUUUAUAUACUCGUUUCUACCUACUUACUUGAUUGUACUUAAAAUAAAGUUAGGUUCUUCCAAACUUAAAUCAAGAAUCUUAAGAAAUGUUAUCACAAUCUCGAACAGAAAAACAGAACAAUUAUUAUAAUCUGAAUUGGAAGCUGUAUAAUGUAAACUAACACCUCACACGUGAGAUGAAGCAAAUACUUACAAAAACCAAACUUUGUGUUAGGAGUUAUAAAAAGAACUCCGUCAAAGUAAUAAUGCACUCUGAUCCUAGCGUGUUAUAAAACUCACUAAUUUCUACCUAUUUAUUUGACGAAAUACCUCCUGUAAUCUAGUGAUUCAAAAACUAUACUUAUUGAUUUAAUUUCGGAAUUAAUAGUAAAACUAACUUAGAACUGUAAUUUACAUAACAUUUGGCAAGAAGUGAGGUUUGACUGACAAAUUUAGAAGGAUAACGCAUUAAUAUUAAUUUCCUGCAAUUAACGUACGAACUAAUAUCCAAAUAAUCUCUAAAUAAAUAACGACUUUUAGGCUGGAAGGAAGGACAUAGUUUAGAAAAAGCUCCCUGUGUAAUUUGCAGUAAGAAUAACAAUUUGCAGUUAAAUAAUUUUUUAAGUUGAGGAAAUAAAAACUGCCAAGAAAUUUUAUACCUUCUUACACAUGAUCAGUGUUGAUGAAUCAAGUUUGUAUAUUAAACAGUGGAUUUUCUACUAAUUUCUUACUUGCCCAAUAAAACAUGUAAUUGAAACUUUUAAGGUUUAUUGUAUUCAAAACCGAAAAUUACAUUAUUAAUUUAUUUAUUUUACAGUUUGAAUGUUCCGCCGUAAUUUAUAGAUAUCUAAACAUUAUAAUUGCAAUAACGAUUUAGUUUAUUUGUAUUGGAAUAAGUUGACCUAAUUCGCUACCGUUACAGUAUCGUUCCUAAUUAUAAAACAAAUACACAAACACAUUUACUGUCUUUUGGAAUAAUUUUACUUAUCGAACGCAUGUAUCGUGCAUAAUUAUUGACUAAUAAUUUGAGUGACUUGAUACGUAUAGAUUAUAUGUGAAUAUGAAACACCAUUUUAAUUUAUAUAUCCACCCAAUCUAACCUCUACAAAAAUAUAGAAGUAAACAAUAUAUCUUUUUAUGUUUAAAUUAUUCGUGAGUUUAAGUUCAAACUUCAUAUACUAUGGAAUCCAAAAUCCAAAGAAAUUUGGUAAAAAUCCCGAAAAAUACUAGAUAUCUUAGCAAGUAAACGGCAGUUUGCUAAAAAAUUGUUCUAGGACACUUCCUUAAUACAUAUUUGUCCUAUACGUUCUGUAAAGCUAUCAAGAUAUCAAAACUGACUUCAAACUACACAUGGCGUUAAGUUAAGCAACUAAUUUUUGUUGUCUCAGAUGUUGAAAGACUUGUAGUUAUGUGAAUUAAAUAAUUUAAUUAAAUAAGUUUACCUAUUAAGCGUGUACAUAUAUGUAUUAUAAAUGUAAUAUAGUAGUCAAUUCUGAGCGUUAUUAUUGUAUUAUAAAUUAAGUAAUCCAAGUAUAACCAAUUUGGUUCAAUAUAAUAAUUUAAGGGUUAUUAAAUUAAAAUUGUGUACUUUUUCAGUACAGGUUUACUCGUUAAAAAUUAAAUAUGUCGGCGAUGCCAAGCUAUAACGUACACAUAUCGAUAUUUUUAACAUAUCCAUUUACCUACAUAUCCAAAACUGGUAACUAUCUAAUAUCUAUUUAUUAAUAAAUAAUCUGAACUUCUAUUGUAAUGAAAUGGCUAAACAGUGCAAUACAAUCAAAAUGGUUUCAAUAUUUGUUACAAUAACAAAUUAAGCUAAAGUUACAGCUAAUUUAUAUAUUCUAAUUACGUUGUCGGGUUAGCUUUUAUAAAAGUAAAGAAUUGUAUAUCCAAUGUUUUAAUUGACAUAAUGUAUGUGUUAUGAAACAUUGUAAAAAGCUCGUUCAAUGUAUAGGUAAAACUAAAAAUUCGACCGCCCCUUGUAGUUUCCAUUUGAAUCCGUUUAUUGAAAAGCAUUCGUUUCUAAUGAACUCCUUUGCUGCCUAAUGAUGUAUGAAACGUAACGUAAUUUUGCUAAUAAACAUCAAGGAAGAAUAUGUAUGACAUCACGAAGUUUUAAGAGAUAUUAUAACGAGGAAACAAGAGAGUUAAUGUAUAUUUUUGGAAAACAAAAUAUGUUAUUAUUAUUAACAUUAAGUGAAUUUAUGACGUGAGGUUUAAGUUAACCAUAUCGGGUGUGUUUAGUUAUUAUAAUUAAAAUACAACACAUAAAAACAUCACUGUGCAAUAUAAUAUAACUGAAUUUAUAAUUUUAUGUUGUACUUAAUAUUAAAGUCCUGGGAAAUAAUGCUCUUAACUUUACUGAGCUAAUGUCUAAGAAGGAACCCAACCAGUUUAAGGAAAUGUUAGCAAAGUUUUAGUUUUGCAGUCAGGAUAACGGUUUCUGUUAUUUAAAAUUAAAACAGAUGAAAAACUGUUUACGCGUACAUCAUCUUAAUGCCUUAUAACUUCAUUUUAGAUAAAAACUAAAUAAAAAAGACUCAAUAUCCAAGUAGAUUGUUGUUUUGCAUUGCUAUUAAAAAAUUUAAAUAAUUUAGUAACGUGGAAAAUGAUGACAAAUUAAGUAAACCCUGUUUAAUUUCGUUUACAAUAGUUUUUUGAAAAUGAAUUACGAAAUGAUCGUGUAUGUAAUUCCUAUUUAAUAUAAUAACAAAUUAAAUCUGAAUGCAAUAUCUAGUUACAGAUUUCAAGCUAUAUUUAGCAAUCCAAAUAAUUAUUGGAUUGUAUGCUGUCUGGUCGGCAAGUAAACACAUAACAGAGGAAAACAUUUUAUUUUUUAUUUUUGUAUUAUGUUUAUCCGUAUCAUUUAAAAAGACCGUUUACAUGUUAGACUUUGAGUGCUCAUUCAUAUUGGUACGUAUGUUUUAAAUGAUCUAAUAAGUUCAUGGCUAUAAAAUACAAUAACAGUAAAAUAAUUUCAAAGAAUGUUAAUCGUAAUAAGUUAAAACGCUUUUAAUUUUAGUUUUUUCCAUUGUAGUAUUUUGGAUUGAACUCAGAUAUUUGAAUAAGUUAUAUCCUAGAUAUUUUAAAAUAUUUGCCCAAAAAGGCUUCAGCUGGAAACUAUUUCUCGCAGUCUCUUGUGUUGAUACACCACGAUCCAAGCAAAAGUAUAAAAUAUUUAUAUUUUGUAAUACACAAAAAUGUUCAAAUACAAAUAAAAAAUCUAUUAUUUAUUUUAAGGGAUCGUGCUCAUGUAAAUAUAGAAUUAAUAAUUCGUUAUAACUCCUUUUUUAAAUUUGUACGUUAGUGUACUGGUGACUGUAAAUAACACUUAAUGAACCUAUACAGUUUUGUAUUCAAGUGAACUAUAUUGUGUAAGAUAUCGCAACUACAAACUGUUAAUGGGUAAAUUUUAUACUGUUUAAAAAGCAAACAUUGAUAUUUGUGAAGUCUUAAACUUACGAUUACUUUGAAUGUGAAACCAAAAGACCAACACAUGUGACCCAGUGACUCAUACGGAACGGUUACAGAUAUCAAUGCAGCUGUCAGCCGAGACGAGACAUUUCUAAUGGAUGUGUUUUGAAGUCACGUGAGGCAAUUUCUUGUACAGGCUGUUAUCACGGAGUUCCUCGUUACGUUUUCACAGUUCCAUUCUUUGACCUGUUAAGUGCCGUUCGUUCUGUAGAUCUUGACUGAAUCCAUAAUGGCAAUUGUAACAAACAAUAAAUAUUCUUUCAUA
This is a messenger RNA of Homalodisca vitripennis (glassy-winged sharpshooter), 6284 nucleotides long. Its product is annotated as nephrin-like. Gene Ontology annotation, molecular function: protein binding. The record is from RefSeq and is a predicted model, not a curated record. NCBI's taxonomy places the organism in Eukaryota, Metazoa, Arthropoda, Insecta, Hemiptera, Cicadellidae.